AAAAGUUUGUUCUUAAAAAAUCAAAAAAAGUGUUCAAAAUCAAGUAAACUAUUUUUUCGUAUCGAAAGAAAUUGAAAUGGCGAAUAAAUUAAAAAAUAACGCUGCUUCUAAAGCCACGGCAAAGCUAUAUCUCAACGAAAAAUUUGCCGAUGUUCAUUUCGUAUUUAAUGUGAAUGGUAAAAGUGAAAAAGUACCAGCAAACAAAACAAGGUUGGCUGUUCUGAGUCCAGUAUUCGAAACCAUGUUCUAUGGAGGCAUCAAAGAAGGCGCCGAAGUUAAAAUUGUUGAUGCCAGCGCCGAAGGAUUCAGAGAGUUUCUCCAAUUCUUUUAUUUGGACGAAGUGACAUUAACCAUGGGAAAUAUCGAAACAAUUGCACGUUUGGCCGAUAAAUACGAUGUUCUUGAAUAUGUGAAUGCAUGCACCGCGUUCCUAAAAAGUCAAUUAAAUGUGGAUAACAUGUGUUGGGGUUACCAGGUGGCUAUAUUUCUCAAAAAUCAAGAACUGAUUAAAUUUUGUGAGGAAAAAAUAAGUCUUUCACCAAAGGAAAUAUUUGCAUCGAUGGCAUUUAAACAAUGUGAACAAGAAACAUUAGAACAUAUUCUAAAACUGAAUCUAACAUGCAACGAAGCCGAUAUCUUUGAUUCUUGUGUAAAAUGGGCCAAAUAUGCAUGCAUACAUAAUGUCUUAGAUGAAAAUCUAGCGUCAAAUUUGAAAAACGAACUGGGAGAUUGCUUAAAAUUGAUCCGAUUUGGUGAGAUGACAAACGAAGAAUUCACUGAAAUCGCAAUGUCAUACAAAGGCCUCUUUACAUCGGACGAAUUCGAAGAUAUUUUUUUUACAAUUUCGUCGAAUGGAAAAUACGAAUCGAAAAUAUUCAAUCAAAAACCACGAAAAUACAUUUGGAAUCCAAAAAAAGUCAUCAAUUGUGCACGUCCAACCGAAUCCAAUACGGUUAAAAAAACCGUCCAAAACAUAGAAAUUGUUUCAUUUACAUCGAAUAAGCCAGUUUUGCUGGGACAAUUUUCGACUCAACCAAUUUUGACAAAUGGUGGAAAUGAUUAUAAUGUAUGCUAUGGUAAUAAUUACAAUUACAAUUAUAAUCACAGGCCAUAUAAUCCGAUGCAUUGCAAUGUCAGUGUCACCAUUUCUGAAAUUGGUCAUUUUCAUUCGGGUGAUGCACGGAAAACUCUUCAUACUGGUAACUAUAGAACAUGGACCGGCAACCAACUAAAAGUUGAAUUGCCCGAACCAAUUUUUAUCAAACCACAAAAUACAUACGAGAUUCGUUUGAGUUCAAUAUCGUCAAAUGGUGGAACUUAUAACUCGACAUACAAACCGGAGGUGGAAUGCGCCGAUGGCAUUAAAAUUCGUUUUCAUCGUAAUCAAGAUUGCUCUUCGAUUGAUUUUGUAUCAACGCUAUGCUUGAAUAAAUUGUAAAAUCGACAUUUCGGGUGAAGGCGAUGAAAAAUAUUUCAUAUGCAUCGAGAAUAUGAACACCAUUCACAUAAAUUUGAGAUAGACUCAAAUAUCCAAAUGUUAAACAAUUAGUAAAAUAAGGCAAAUUUCUGAGUAGAAUUUAAGAACAUCGUUUAGUUAAGAUUAUUGCAUAAAUUAUUGAGUAGUAGAAGGACAUUUACGAUUUUGUUUCAUUCCAUAUUUUGUUUGAAAUUAGAUUCAAGACUAUUUUUGUAUUUAAUAUAAACAUACAUGAAAAAAAAGCGCAAACAGUAAUUUUUUUGCACAAAAACUUCAAUUACCAUCUGACACAUAUCAACCGAUCGAUAUAUGAUUUUCAAAUAAAUUUAAAUUAAAAACCCGUGUACAAAAAAAGUGACUGACCAUUUUGGGACAAACUGACUGAUUAUUGACUGCAAAAACAAGCAACCUUAGCUAAAUUUAGUUAACCGUUUGUUAACUUCAAUCAAUUAGCAGUCAAAACGUCCCAAAAUAAUCGCCUGACUGACUGAGUAACUAUAGUCAAUUGUUUUCCAUACAAAAUUUUGGAAUUCAUGAAUUUAGCUAACUAUAGUCACUUACAGUCAGUAGUAACUUAGUCACUUUUUUCCACUCGGGAACACUAUU
Molecule: messenger RNA, 2083 nt
Organism: Contarinia nasturtii (swede midge)
Lineage: Eukaryota; Metazoa; Arthropoda; Insecta; Diptera; Cecidomyiidae
Product: BTB/POZ domain-containing protein 6-B-like
Exons: 1
Coding region: 77-1438 (453 amino acids)
Molecular function (GO): protein binding
Source: RefSeq, a predicted model, not a curated record